Molecule: messenger RNA, 1925 nt
Organism: Aethina tumida (small hive beetle)
Lineage: Eukaryota; Metazoa; Arthropoda; Insecta; Coleoptera; Nitidulidae
Product: programmed cell death protein 7
Exons: 3
Coding region: 390-1862 (490 amino acids)
Source: RefSeq, a predicted model, not a curated record
GUUUCAGGCCACUUAGAAUCAAAACCGCAGCAGUGAAACGACUAACGAAAGACAAGCUCGUUUACGAGAGGGAACUGAGAGUACAAGAGGCGAAAUUAAAUAGGUUUCUAGCUGACGGUUCUGAUGACGCCGAAGUGCGACAUCAGAGAAAAAUACUUGAAGAGACUAAAUUUAUGGUACCGGACACUCAACGCAGACUUUUAGUUGCCUGCAAUGAACUCACCACCGUUUUAGGCAAUUUCACCGAAUUUCAAAACAUUCCUGAAUACCUGGAGGCCCAAAAAGCUUUGGCUGAUGCCAGAAGACAUCUGCCAAAGCAAGAAGAAUUACACCAUAUGUGCUAACUAACUUUAUAUUAUUAUUUUUUAUUUUUUGUCUUGUUAUAUACAAUGAAUAUUCCUUUAUACAAUGUUUAUGGUCAGUCACUGGCCCCAAUGGGUUCAGAAGGUUGUGGCUCUCACAAUGUCAGUGUCACUCCAGGAACAACAGUGGAUUACUCUUCUUACAAUUCUAUUAAUGCAGUCCAGGCUCAAGAAAAUUACUUCUCUUACAAUAAUGUUACUGUUACCACCAUGACAAAAGAAGAUUAUCUUCAGUAUACUAAUAUCAGUGCCCCUCCAGAAACGCAACAAGAUAUUCCAGUUUACAACAAUAUUCUGACAGGAGCUGAAAAUAUUGCAUAUUAUAGUGAUUACAAUUCUGCCACAACAGCAAAUUAUACUCCUUAUAAUUAUGAUGUCUUGGAAACUAGAAAUCAUUUCUCUUUCAGUAACUCAACUGAAACAGAUUUUCCACCUUAUGAUAAUUUUGAUUCCAGAUGUGUGUUACAUAAUGAAAAAGGAGAUUAUGUGUAUAAUUCUGAUGAAUUGAUAAUUGACUCGUGGUUAUCAAGUACUUUAAUUUCUCAUAAAAAACGGCCAAAAUAUUGUAAACGAAUAACCCUGCAUCAAGUAAAGGAGAUACUACAACAAUGUAUAAUCAUAUCAGAUAUUCUGAAGUUAGAAUCAAAUAAGCUUAGUGAACAAAUAUCAAGUAUAGAUGAGAAUACAUGGAGAAUGAAAAUUAAUAAAAUGAAACUGUUAACAAAAGAGCAUAAUUCUCUGAUAAGUGUGCUUAGGGACCCAAAUAUGAUGAGUUAUGUUAAAAGGCUAGUUGAUAAAACACGGAAAAAGAGAACAAACAUAAAAAAGAGAAAAAUAAGGAUGGCUGCAGAGAAACAAGAGGAGCAGAUACAAAGUAAAAUUCGGGAGAAAGAAAUUGACCAGUGGUUAGCAGGCAUGAAGGAAAAGGCUAAUAAGAUCAAGGAGGAGGAAAAAAAGAAAAGAGAUGCAGAUUGUGUAUUAAGUGAAGUUAUUAAAAAGAAAUUAGAAGCCAGAAAGCAAUUGUCUCUGAUUGCAGCUUUAAUUAAACUUAGGAAUGUCAGGACUAAUAAGGCACAGCAGGAAGGUACGAAGUUGUCAUUGGAGGACAAGCAAGCCUUUAACAUUACCACAGAAAAACUGAUAAAAAUUUGGGAAGAUUUGUUUAAAAAGUACAGCACUGAAGAACAAAGUUUGCGAUCAAUGUUGGAAAAGACUGCUUCAGAAGAUUCAAAAAGGGCACUUAUGAAAAAGCAUAAACAACAUUAUGAAGAAUGGAAAACAGCAUUAUUUGGGAAUACAAAAAUAGACCAAGAAGAUCAGAUUCUGUAUUGGUCUUUAACAGCUGCAGAAUGUAACAUGCAAACGUUUAUAGCCGUUCGUAGGAGUUGGGACACAUUUUUAGUUGAUGAUAGCAGUAAAAAAGGUUCUAAAAUACCAAUAGGUUGGGUAGUCCCUGACAAGGAACCAAAUGUUCUGUGGGCUAAGUUUCUAAACAAGUAAUCUAUUGUUUUACAUAUAUAUAUAUAUAUAUAUACAUAUAUCAAAUAUAUUAAUUAUACCGUU